CGCCGGCGCAGCCAUGAACGGCAUCAACGCCAACGGCGGCAUCCUGUCGUACGGGAACAUCAUGGAGGGGUACGCGAUGUGGGUGGCGACCGGCGUGGCGUCGGCCUUCUUCGCGUCCCUGGAGCGCUGCUCCUGCAUCCACCUCCACACCGCGGAGGACGACGGCGACUACGACGACGACGAGGAGGACCUCGAGCAGGCCAACCGCUCCUUCGCCCGCCCGCCGCAGCCGAUCCCCGAGUACUACUACGACCGGUCCGGGUCCUCCGCCUCCUUCGCCACCGCCAAGAUGUGAUGUGAUUGUGACCACCAGCACCAGGCAUGGCAAUGGCAUGGAUCGCGGGGCCGGCCGGGCGUUCGAUCACCAUGCGUGAUGUGAUGAUUCCAUCCGUUUAUAUUGAUUUAUUUAUCGGUUGUGUUCUUAUAGCCAAGAACAAAAAAUGCGGCACUGCGUGUCUGCGUCCCCAUUGUAACAGUUGAUGCAUGGAUCUGUGACUCCGUACCGUGAGUUGUCUGAUGAUCGUUUGAUUCUUUUUUAUUUUUUUCCCCUUAUUAUGCAUGGGCUCAAAAAUUGCUGAAGAGAUCUCGAGCGACUCAGCAAAUUUCAGAUGUGUGUCAUUUGAAGAUUCAA
Molecule: messenger RNA, 631 nt
Organism: Sorghum bicolor (sorghum)
Lineage: Eukaryota; Viridiplantae; Streptophyta; Magnoliopsida; Poales; Poaceae
Exons: 1
Coding region: 14-295 (93 amino acids)
Source: RefSeq, a predicted model, not a curated record